GGGUGCUUAGUGCUCUAUGAUUCCGUGAGGCUAGAUGAAGUUCACAAAUGGAACCCCGUGCUUUAAAGCAUCCGGGACACACAAGAGACACUCCAAAACCGUACACACCAUGCACGCCGAUCCACCAAAAAAGCGCGAUCGCACAAGAGAGAAUUUUUCGCGCGCGAUGUUUCGCAUGAUGAAGCGCUGCGACGCGAUCAGCAAGCGUUAUCCGAACGCUGAUAUAUACUUGCUCAUCCGUCAAAACCAGCGACACUAUCAAUACAAUUCGACGACACCCAACUCGAAUUUUCCCACGCCGCCGGCUGAGUUGGACAUGACAUAUCCUCCCACGGUAACGCGAACACCGGCAUCAUUUUCCGAGGGGAAAUCCUGCUCCGGGAGAUAAAAUACAAAGAAGAGAGAAGGAUGACAGAUAGGUGAUGGCAUGCAUUGUACUCGAACAGGAGGUGACACCGAAUAUGUGUAUGGGUUGGUGAUAUACUAGUUGUGCUAUGGGAUGGGUCGAUUGAAUUUAAAAUGAGGCCACCUCUCCUAGGAACCACCAUCAUCCCCAUUGACUUGCUCGGAUUGACUGGUAUCUUGAUAAAAGAGCCCGCGUGCGACAUCGAGUUUUUGCUCGGCUUUGCAUCCCGUAUCCUGGAUUCAUACUAAUUGGGUACAAAGAUC
Messenger RNA from Emericellopsis atlantica, 669 nucleotides. RefSeq lists its product as uncharacterized. The coding region runs from base 35 to 388 and encodes 117 amino acids. The transcript is spliced from 2 exons. The record is from RefSeq and is a predicted model, not a curated record. NCBI's taxonomy places the organism in Eukaryota, Fungi, Ascomycota, Sordariomycetes, Hypocreales, Bionectriaceae.